AUGCACCUAACUAACUUCGCUUCGAGAAUACUAUUGGUGCUGGUCUUGAUUGGCCAGACACUCGCCUUCACGGAUUAUCUGCUGAAGUCAUGUUCACAAUCCGGGUUUUGUCUAAGAAACAGGCAUUACGCAAGAGAAAUGCAGAAAGCAAGAAAACAAGAAGCUUACUCAAUUGAUCCCACUAGCAUUCAAACUCAAGAUACUGAUCACAGCUUCCAGGCAAAUAUUUUGAAAAGGGUGCCUUCGCAAAAUGGUGGCGAGGCGAGCGGCAAGACAAUUGUUUUGCCGCUCUUUGUCGAUAUACUUGAUGGUGGUAAGGUGCGUUUCAAGAUAAACGAACUUAGAAAUUCCACAUUAGAACGUGGAGUAGACGUUAUCAAUCCCAAACGGUACGAUGAGGCGUAUAUGUGGGCAUUUGACAAGAGCGCGAACGUUUCCCCUGCCGAUGUUGAUAUCUCAACCUCUUAUUGGCCAUCAAGAAGAGACGAUAUUGAAAUUAAAAGUAAGGAUUCCGAAGUAUCGGUGAGGGUGCAUUUGACAAAAUUCCGAAUCGAAAUUUUUUACAGGGGGAAACUAGUCUUAGUUGUCAACGACCGAAUGCUCUUGAAUGUAGAGCACCAAAGGUCAUUACAAGAAAAUGCAUCUCAAAAGCUACCAGAAGAAUUGACUUUUAAUGACUUUGAGGACAGUUUCCAGUACUCUAAAGAAGAUUCCUUGCCUUUCGGCCCAGAAUCCGUAGCUCUGGAUUUCACGUUAAUAGGUAUUAAUGACGUUUAUGGCAUCCCCGAGCACGCCGACAGCUUGAGACUGAAAGACACACAAAACACCGAGCCCUACAGGCUAUUCAAUGUUGAUGUGUUUGAGUAUAACUUACAAGCUAAGACACCAAUGUACGGUGCGAUUCCUUUGAUGAUUGGUGCUAAACCAGGCUUCGCGGCCGGUGUCUUUUGGGUAAACUCCGCAGACACAUGGGUAGACAUCGAAUAUGACGAAAGUGAGACCAAGACGCACUGGAUUUCAGAGGCUGGUGUGAUCGACGUGAUGAUUUUCUUAGCAGAUAAUCCCCUAGAAGUUACGUCUGCGUAUACAGAGGUAACUGGGAGGCCCCAAUUACCAAUGAUUUCAUCCAUUGGAUACCACCAAUGUCGCUGGAACUACAAUGAUGAGAAAGAUGUACUUACCGUGGAUUCUCAAAUGGAUAAGGCAGGAAUUCCGUAUGAUUUUAUCUGGCUAGAUUUAGAAUACACAGAUGACAAGAAGUUUUUUACUUGGAAGCCUGACGCAUUUCCAAACCCUGAAAGGAUGUUAAGAAAGCUUUGGAAACUUGGAAGAAACCUAGUAACGUUAAUCGACCCUCACUUGAAAAUCAAUUAUAACGUUAGUGAGCUGGUUGAAACCAGCAAGUCAUCUGUUAGAAACCACGACGACAGCAGCUAUCAUGGACAUUGCUGGCCCGGUGAAUCUAUUUGGAUUGACACUCUUAGUAGCUCUGCACGCAAAGUAUGGAGGCAGCUGAUAGAUGGAUUUUUGAUGAAUUACGACAAUCUGCACAUUUGGAAUGACAUGAAUGAGCCAUCUAUUUUCAGUGGACCAGAAACAACAGCACCCAAAGAUUUAUUGCACGGCGGUGGGUUUGAAGAAAGAUCGGUUCAUAACUUGUAUGGACUGACUGUCCAUGAGGCUACAUAUGAAGCCAUGAAAGAAUCGUAUAGCAACAAGGCUAAAAGACCUUUUUUGCUCACAAGAUCUUUUUUUGCAGGCUCACAACGCACAGCCGCGACGUGGACUGGCGAUAAUGUUGCAAAUUGGGAUUAUCUGCACAUUUCGGUUCCCAUGUGUCUCACCAAUAACAUUGUUGGAUAUCCAUUCAUAGGUGCCGAUAUCGCUGGGUUUUCUGGAGAUCCAACACCAGAACUACUCAUCAGAUGGUAUCAAGCUGGUGUGUGGUAUCCGUUCUUCCGUGGCCAUGCACAUAUUGAUGCUGAAAGGAGAGAGCCGUAUUUGCUGCAAGAACCUGUGAGGUCUAUCGUAAGAGACAUAAUACGCUUGAGAUAUUCUCUAUUGCCUACUUUUUACACGGCUUUCCAUGUUUCCAGCAUAAACGGCACGCCCAUUAUGAACCCCCUCUUUUACGUCCAUCCGGAAUUAGAGGGAGUAUAUGAUAUUGAUGAUCAGUUUUACCUUGGGCAGACUGGGCUUUUAGUCAAGCCUGUUACCGAGGAAGGAGCCACUGAAGUGAGUGUUUUUUUUCCAAGCGGCUUAUUCUACGAAUAUGAGAGCAUGAAAUCGUUUUCAAUUGAUAAACCCAGGCGUAUCACGAUAGAUGCGCCACUAGAAAAGCUGCCUCUCUUUAUCGAGGGAGGGACCAUCAUUGUUAGAAGAGAUAGAUAUAGAAGAUCUUCUAAACUCAUGGCUAAUGAUCCUAUCACCUUAUUAGUUGCUCCAAAUAAGGAAGGAAGAGCGAGCGGCAAGCUUUAUACAGACGAUGGUGAAACAUUUGCUUUUCAGACCGGUGAAUACAUUGAUAUCUCCUUCGAUUACGAACAAGGUGUUUUAACGUCUAGAAUCAAUCAUAAACCUAGCGAUGGACAACUUUUCGCAAGUAAGAUUGAGAAAAUUAUCAUUGCCAAGGGCGAUGCCGCUCAAAGUUCAAGCUAUGCCUUACUGAAGAAAGGAUCGAAUGAAUGGAUGCAAAGCGUGGAAUACUCCGAGGAAUCAAACUUUAUCACGAUUAAAAACCCGCACUUGAAUUUGCAAGAGAUGUGGUCUAUGAUACUCCACGGUUAA
This is a messenger RNA of Lachancea nothofagi CBS 11611, 2787 nucleotides long. NCBI's taxonomy places the organism in Eukaryota, Fungi, Ascomycota, Saccharomycetes, Saccharomycetales, Saccharomycetaceae. The record is from the annotation of a GenBank genome assembly.